Solea solea (common sole) is the source of this 5009-nucleotide messenger RNA. It is a transcript of the gene znf532, whose product is annotated as zinc finger protein 532. The record is from RefSeq and is a predicted model, not a curated record. The transcript is spliced from 9 exons. The coding region runs from base 305 to 4168 and encodes 1287 amino acids. Lineage: Eukaryota; Metazoa; Chordata; Actinopteri; Pleuronectiformes; Soleidae.
UCCAUCUGUUUUGUAUGUCUGUGUGCUGCUAGUGGUGCAGAGUGAGUGAGGAGGAUCAUUACCAGAACCACCACCACUCACCAGAUCCAUGGAUAUAGCAUGACCCUCUGUGCUGGGCCUCAUGCUAAUUAGACAGAAACAGAAACUGUGUUUUCCCUAAAGGGUGGAUGGUGAUUUAAUGUGGGUUAGAAUAGUUGUGACUGUGUAUGUUGCAGGAUGGAAGGAAGAAACAAGAGGUUUGGCUAGUGCCUGGAGAGGGACGGAGGCAAGAGGGUGAUCUCCACAUCAGAACAGGAGCAGGACCAUGGGAGAUAUGAAGACACCAGACUUUGAUGACCUACUGGCGGCCUUUGACAUCCCUGACAUGGUGGACCCAAAAGCUGCGAUUGAAUCUGGACAUCAUGACAUCCACGAUGGACAGCCCAAGCAAUCCAGUGGGGUCACGACAAAUGAAGAUAAGGGCCACAGCCCAUCAACAGGGCAUGACAUUGGAAUUAGUGUAAUAGUCAAGAAUACCAGAAACAAAGACAUCCCUGAGCAUGGUGCAACCAAAUCUGCGAGGGAUGGAUAUAUCCGAUCCCAUCCUCAACCCCUUUCUGUUGGACUUCAUAAUGGCCUCUUGAAAGGUACACCACGAAGUACUUCUUACAACAAGAAACGAUGGAAGGCUUCCAGGGAGGAAGGACAGCCAGAUAACCAAGCAUCUGCAUGCAAUCAGUUCAGCCCCAUUUCCAGUGCUGAAGAGUUUGAGGAGGAGGAUGAUAAAAUUGAGAUGGAUGACCCUAUGGAUGGUCAGGUUGGUCACUCAGACUUAAUGUGCAUUACUAAAAGAGAUCAUCAGAAUCACAAAUCUUCUGUAUCAGUGGACAGUAUGUCUAAGACCAUGGAAAAAAUAGACACAAAUCCUGAUCAAAACAACAAUAGUAAUGGAGGCACACUUGGGGGAUCAAAGUCUAAAAAAUCCUCUGAUACAGGUUUAUCCAAGGUGGAACAUAAGGACACUGUCUUAAGGCCUCACAGUGACGAGUGCGACGAGGCAAAACCUUCAUCUUGUAUUACAGCAAUUACAGCCCUCAGUGCUAAAAAGGCCAAAACUACAGCUGUGGAUGUUUUGGAUUCUCCUAUAACACGGAAAGAAUCCAACAAGGCCAAUGAACAUCACAAAGCUCCACAGAAACCACAGGAAUGUGAGUCAGCCCUAGAAUUUGCAACAAGACUGCUAACAAGACAACAACACAGCACCUUCAGUGUCACUAAUGACAGGAGCAGCAAAGAGUCCCCUUCCUCAAGCACUGACACAGCUCCAGUCAUCCCAAAGGUUCGGAUCAAAACAAUCAAGACCUCAUCUGGACAGAUCAAGCACAUUGUCACCAGAGUGCUACCAGAGUUUGACCCUGAAGAUCUGAAAAAAGGAGAUAAUAGCCCAUCUCUUAUCACAACAACCAAGGCCGUUUUCUCAUCCCCCACAAGAUCCUCUUUGCCUACCACAAUGGUAACCACAACUGGAGGGCCUUCAAUUGAAAUAACCAAGCAAAUGACUAUUAAACCUAUAGCAACAGCUUUCCUGCCAGUCUCUGCAGUCAAGACAGCAGGUUCACAAGUCAUCAACCUUAAGCUGGCUAACAACACCACAGUCAAAGCAACAGUCAUCCCUGCUGCAUCAGUGCAAGGUGCCAGCAGGGUCAUCUUGAAAGCUACUAAUGUCAUCCAGCAACAGACUGCCAUUUUACCUGCCUCCAGCCUGACCAGUGCCAAUCUUGUGCCAAAAACAGUCCAUCGUGAAGUCAACCUUCUGCCUCAGUCUGAAUCUCCUGCUAUGUGCGAUCUCCAACCGGCCCCGUCUUCCUCCAAGCACAGCAAUCAACAACCACAGUGCGUUAAACGCCAGACAGGUCUCACUGGUCAGGGCUCAAAGAAUGUCUCUAGGGUUCAAGUGUUCACUAGCUCUCAAAGUUCUGUAGUGGAAGCCUUUAAUCAAGUCCUAAGUAGCUUAAACCCUGUUCCUGUGUACAUCCCCAACCUCUCUCCACCAACUUCAGCCUGCAUCUUUCUACCCUUGCAUGGUUACAAGUGCCUGGAGUGUGGGGAUUCAUUCGCUCUUGAGAGGAGCCUAACACAGCACUAUGAACGUCGUAGUGUGCAGAUUGAAGUCACCUGCAACCACUGUGCCAAAAACCUAGUGUUUUAUAACAAAUGCAGACUCUUGUCUCAUGCCAGGGGCCACAAGGACAAAGGGGUUGUCAUGCAGUGCUCGCAUCUAAUUCUAAAACCCAUCUCUGCAGCACAGAUGAUGAGCACAUGGUCAACAGGCCCAGCCAGUGACACUAGUACCACCUCAACUCCCCAAACGCAAGCAACCACAAGUCCAGUCAUAGAGAAAGGUACCGUUAGUGUGUCCCCAACUGCAGUGAUUUCAGCUUCAUGUAAAGCUCCUCUUGUGGCAGCAAUGCCCUUGGACAAUGGCGCAUCAAAGCUCUGCAAACACAGUCUUAAGUGCUCGGAGUGUAAUGAAAUGUUUCAUGAUGACGGCUCAUUGGCCAUGCACUAUCAACAGGUGUCCAAGAGUGGCCAGAAAACAUGCACCAUAUGCCAAAUGCUUUUACCAAAUCAGUGCAGUUUUCUGUCACACCAGCGAAUCCAUCAGCACAAAUCUCCAUACAUCUGUCCUGAGUGUGGUGGCAGCUGCAGAUCUGCUCACUUCCAGUCACAUGUCACCAGGAACUGCCUACAUUGCACUCGAAGAGUCGGCUACCGCUGUUUCCAUUGUAGUGUGAUCUUUGCCGAUGAUGCAACCCUCAAGUCCCACAUCCAGAAUACUCACUGUGAGAUCUUCUACAAAUGUCCUCUGUGCCCUAUGGCCUUCAAGUCUGCACCUGGCACACAUUCCCACACAUAUACAAAGCAUCCAGGAGUGAAAGCAGGAGAGCCCAAGCUGAUAUAUAAGUGUUCCAUGUGUGAUACCGUGUUCACGCUGCAGUCCCUGCUCUACACACACUUCGACCAGCAUGUCAUCAAUCAUAAAGUUUCAGUCUUCAAGUGCCCUGAUUGCUCCAUGCACUACACACAGAAGCAACCGAUGUUGGACCAUAUCAAGACUAUUCAUGGAACCCUGAAGACCACUGAGGAUCCACCAAACUUGGGCAUUAAUCAUCCUCUCAGUGUCAAGCCAACUAAUUCCAACAGUACCAACUGCCCGAGUAAUAAUAACAAGGAUGACGUAGAAAAUGUCAACAGUAAGAAGAAAGGAGAAAAAAAGUAUUUACCUUCACCACAGAAAAACAACAACAGUAGGGCCUCAGCAGAGCUGAAGAACUCUGUCCGCUCAGGAUACACAUGUGGAGACUGCAGUACUCUCUUCACUGCCCGUGAGGUCUUUGUGGCCCAUGUGAGACGUGAACAUGGCAAGAUCUUGAAGAAGCAUCCAUGUCGACAGUGUGACAAGUCCUUCAGCUCCUCCCACAGUCUUUGCCGACAUAACCGUCUUAAGCAUGAAGGGUUGCAGAAGGUCAACGAUAGCCUGCACUGUGCAACUCUCAGUCAGCGAUUCACUAAAAGAGUUCUGCUGGAGCAGCACGUUCAGCCGAUGCAUGGCGUCAAAGAACCAGACGGGAAGAUCGUCACCUCUGAUAAUGUGGUAAAGUUUUACCUCACAAGAAAACGGUACUCUUCCCCCAGCCCCAAAAGGAAGCCAGAGGAGGAUGAAGGGUCUCCCAGUAUAAACCCCAGGGCUUCAGACUCACAGCCACUGAAAAGACUCAAGGUAAAUAUCCUCAAAGUUCACAAGUGUGCACUCUGCGGUUUCACCACUGAGGAUAUUAGCACUUUCCAAAAACACAUUCCCCUGCACAAGUCCGAUGGUUCAUCCGACCAGUGUCAGGAGUGUGGCCUGUGCUACACAUCCCAUUGCUCACUGGCCCGGCACCUCUUCAUCGUCCAUCGGCUGAAGGAGCCUCAGGGCCUUGCCAGAUACAAUGGACGGGGCAAGGAGGAGGAGGAGGAGUAUGGUGAUGAGAGUCAGAGAGAGAACCAGCUGGGCGUCAUGGAUGAGAAAUGCAAAUGCAAAGUGUGUGGAAAGACGUUUGAAACAGAGGCAAACUUGAAUACUCACAUGAGGACACAUGGGAUGGCAUUCAUCAAAUCCAAGAGACUGAUCGCAGCUGAGAAGUGAAAACUCACAGCACUGGUGUUAUAAAUGUAUAUACUGUACAUUAUACACAUUUGUGUAGGUAAAAAUAAUAUAGGGAAAAACCAGUAAUACUUUUGGACAAACUGCCUUGUAUAGACAUUAAAAAAGAAAGAAAGAAAGAAAUAUGGAAUGUAUUCAUGCAAUAUGGGAUUAAUCUUCAUACAGUAUUUUGUGUUUUAACAAAUACAUGGGCCAAAUAUGACUUUGUUUUGAAACGGAUCUUUCAUGCCUGUAACAGACUGGCACCUCAUUUAGAUUUAAAAAAAAAUAAAAAAUUAUUUAUCUGGAUAUUUGAUUUGAUAUAUAUAUAAAAAAAACAGUUUAUUUACCAUAUAACACAUUUGUCACGGUGGAAUAAUGAAAAUGAACUUCCAAUAAUCCUGAUUUUCAUACCUAUCAAUAGCAAGAGGUUUUGUCUUUUUGUUACUUUUUUCUAAAUUUAUUUAAAAAAAAAAAAAAUCAUAAUGAAUAGUCUUGACAGUAAUCAUUUUUACAAAAAUAUAAACACAUCCUGUAAUCUCUGUGGUCUUUUUUAACCAGUUCAUGUAAACAAAAUGUACUUGUACUUUAUUGCCAAACACCACUACACAUGUGCAGGACUUCAUCUUAGAUAGCUCAGUAUUUAUUUCUCCUCAAGGUAACAAUUGGCACUGUUAAUUCAUUUACAAAUUGAGAGAUUCUCUCUUUAGUUUUCACUGACUCAAUUUGAAUAUAAAAACUGUGGGUUAAAAGGUCUCUGGUCAAAUAAAGAGCUCAACAACCUAAUGCUAGUAUUUGCUUGGAAUUAUGUUUUAUUUUAUAAUUAGACUAAUAAUUAGGGAAA